AUAAGCUAUAGCACCGUGUGUGAGAUGAGCAACCUUGAAAUUGAUUAUGAGAAGGAAGUGAGGCCGUGGCUCGAGCUCGCCGAAGACCUCAGAGACCUCUCGUUAGAUAACACAUUGUCGGUGCCGCAGAUUUGCGUUAUGGGUGACCAGAGCAGCGGUAAGAGUUCCGUGCUUGAGGCUUUGUCCGGUGUUCCAUUUCCAAGAGGCUCUGGGCUUGUCACCCGUUGCCCAGUGCGCCUUGUUAUGCGUCGCGCUGCAGCUGGCAUGCAAUGGUCAGCUCUCGUUUCUACCACAUCAUCAGCACAGACUGUAGCUGCAGAAACACCUACUGAACUCGCUGAACUGAUUUCACGGUUGACUGAAACAUUAACGCGCAACACCCAGGGCUUCUCUUCAGAGGCCAUCAUAGUCAGACUUUCCUCGCCCGAGUCACCGGAACUGACAGUUGUUGAUUUACCAGGAAUUGUACGCACGGCAACUGUGGGGCAAGGUCUGCAGGUGAUAGCUGAAGUUGAUAAACUUAUUGAUGAGUAUCUAAGACAAGAUCGUACAAUAAUCCUAGCUGUAAUACCAGCUAAUCAAGAUAUUGCGACUGUAGAUAUCCUGGAGCGCGCCCGCCUAGUUGAUCCGACAGGUGAACGCACCCUCGGUGUUCUCACAAAGCCCGAUCUAAUUGGCCCUGGCAACGAAGAAGAAGUUGCUGCAGUGCUGAAGAACAUUCGCAAGCCCUUAAAACUUGGCUAUGUCAUGGUUAAAAAUCGCUCCCAGGCUCAAAUAAGAAAUGGAACCUCGCCUGAGGCAGCGAAGGAAGAUGAAGAGGCCUUUUUUGUAUCGCACCCAAUAUUUUCGUGCCUUGAUCAACGGCUGCUUGGUAUCAAAAAUUUGACAUACGCACUGACCAAAAUUCUUGUAUCUCGCAUUAAGGAAGAACUUGCGCCAAUGAAACGCAGAGUUGAACUGAUGCUCAGUGGUGUUCGGGCGGAGGUGCGCGCGAUUUCAUCAUACGGCAGUGCGUCCUCAGCCAGCGACCGACAAAAGCUGCUGGUCACUCUAACACAAGAAUUUGUCAGACACUUGAAUGAUUGUGUUCGUGGCGAGUAUCGCGACCGACUUAUAGUAUGUAAUCCUAAUUUGAGGCUCUAUACUCGCGCGCUGGUCAUAUUUCAAGAGCUGCAGUCCCGUGUGGUUGCCACUGCGCCCCCCUUUCGAGCACAUGGUUUUGUUACAGACUUGGCCCGUCAAAUGGAAGCCCUGCGUGGCCGUGAGCUUCCUGGAUUUAUGAGUGCGCAGUCAUUCUAUAUGUUCAUACAGGAAUUCAUUGAUGCGUGGGCGGCGCCGGCUCGCAUGGCCGCCGCUCAAAUGCGAGCCUUGGCUAAUGAAGUCGUUCAUGAAAUGUUCAAAAAAAUAGCAAUCUCAUAUCCAAACCUCAGAGACUCUUUUCAGACUGUGGCUUCUUCUAUUCUGGAACUGUCGGAAGAUGAGGCAUUGAAGCUGCUUGAAGGUCUUGUAACCCGUGAGAAAGACCCAUUUACCAUCAAUGAAUUCCUGCAAGCUCAUAUUAAUAAGCUGCGGUAUGAUCGCUUUGAAGCCUCGGUAGAUACAGCAUUCAAAGGGACCGCAUAUGAUGGGCCAGGAUCAGGCUCUUGGCAGGCAACCAAAGAGCAUGUGGGUGCAUCUCUUCGUUCUUGGUAUCGUUCAGCACAUGGUGUUAGCUCAUCCGCGAAUGCGGAGGAUAUGUCGGCCAUAUUAGAAGCUUACUGGACUCUCGCAUCCAAACGAUUUAUCGACAAUGCGUGCAUGUGCCUUGAUGACCGCAUCCUUGGAACUCUGUGCGGUAAACUUCAAGAAAAGUGUUACCAUUUCGUGCAUGAUGAAGCUCAGUUAGAGCUAUUUUUCACUGAGGAUGACGCUAUGGUAGCAAAGCGUUCUCAAUUGGAAGACACUCGGGAUCGGCUCAUCAAAGCAAAUGCUGCAAUGAAUAAUAUCCAGACAACUAGACGACAACUGCCAGGUACUGACCUGCUGUCACCGCAUCAGGGAGGUCAAUUUAAAAUGACUGUGCGAAUUGGUGCCCAAGGCCUUGGUCUACAAUUGGCUGAUGAAGCAAAUCAGGUAGUCACGAGGGGCUUUCGUGCAGGCAGCCCAGCUCAAGAGGGCGGUGUCAGACUAGGCGACGUCCUUGUAGAGAUCAACGGGAUGCCCUUUACUUCAUUCAACGAGGCUAUUGCUAGACUGAAAUCUCUCAAUCAGGGUAUUGUCACAUUGACAUUACGCCGGGUCGCAUAAUUUUUACCGUUGAGAAGUAGAUCCCAGCAGGCAACCUGUCGCCCCCCCCCCCGGGUCCAAAUGAUACCAGAGUUGCCGAUUCGUGUGUGGCGCCCGGGGUCUGGCGUAUGUCGAUUGCGCCCGCAUGCGAAAAAUAUGCCAACUUCAGUUCGAUUCCAGGCAAGACCCUGUGAGUUAAGGUCCAAUUGCAGAGUAACUCGCUCCUCCUCCGGGGUAUCAUUAGUGGGUUUCGUGAGACGGAUCAACCUGAAACCAGCUGUGCUGGGACUCAGCUCGUUCAUGGCCCCGGAUAGCUGAAAAUUCUUCAGUGGGCUGUGGCGACUCAACGGAUUAGUGGUCUCAAACUCGUGACCGGAGACAUAUUCUAUGAUCGUGAAGGCGUUUUCCUGUGAGAAAGGAUACUGGUCAGCAGCAAGCAUUAUUCAGGGGGCUAUGACCCGGCUGCUAUGGAACCCCGCGAUCUUACUCAUGCCAUUUCUUGCCCACCUCGGUCACGGGAGCCCCAGCGAGGCCCAUCCCCGGCACAACAACAACCCUAAGCCUGCCAUCAUCCAGAAGGCCCCCCUACUCCGGGCCUUACUACUCCCCUGACGACGCGACUGGGCCAUCGAUAUGUUAGAAUACCACCCGAAUAUACUAGUAAGGCGGGUGUGUGAGCCU
This is a messenger RNA of Aureococcus anophagefferens, 2946 nucleotides long. RefSeq lists its product as hypothetical. Gene Ontology annotation, cellular component: microtubule; membrane; cytoplasm. The transcript has 6 exons. NCBI's taxonomy places the organism in Eukaryota, Pelagophyceae, Pelagomonadales, Pelagomonadaceae. Bases 25 to 2286 code for a protein of 753 amino acids. The record is from RefSeq and is a predicted model, not a curated record. Gene Ontology annotation, molecular function: GTPase activity; microtubule binding; GTP binding.